This is a messenger RNA of Nicrophorus vespilloides, 1282 nucleotides long. RefSeq names its product putative methyltransferase C9orf114 homolog. The record is from RefSeq and is a predicted model, not a curated record. Lineage: Eukaryota; Metazoa; Arthropoda; Insecta; Coleoptera; Silphidae. Bases 90 to 1190 code for a protein of 366 amino acids. The transcript is spliced from 3 exons.
GCAUGCUGCUGUGAUACUGGUUGCUAGUGUUUAAAACACGUGUUUUGUGAUUUUGUGUUUGUGUAUCAUUGUGUAUUAUUUAUUCUAACAUGGGUCCUCUGAAUAAAAAGCAGCCAAAAGAUGUGCUCAAAGCACAGCAAAAGCUUAAGAAAAAAGCGUUUAAGGAUAAGAAGCAAAUGGCUUUAUUGGCAAAGAUAGAAAAAGAUAAACUUAUUGCUGAGGGAAAAUUGGAUAAUUUUUUGAAAAAGGAUCUAUCAACCUUAAGUAUUGCAGUACCUGGAUCUAUCCUAAAAAAUGCACAGUCAGUGGAACUGAGAACUUACUUAGCUGGUCAGAUUGCCAGGGCUAUAUGCAUGUUCCAAGUGGAUGAGAUCAUAAUAUUUGAUGACGAAAGUGAAAAUAAGACUCCUUCUUGGAAGCAACAGCAAGACGAUGAGGAAGAGUAUAAUUCAAAGAAUGCUUGUCUCCAGUUUGGACGCAUAUUGCAAUAUCUAGAGUGCCCACAAUAUCUAAGAAAAAGUUUUUUCCCAAUGCACAAGGAUCUCAGAAAUGCAGGACUACUUAAUCCAUUGGAUGCCCCACAUCAUUUGAGGACAGCAAAUAUUUUUGAAUUCAGGGAAGGUGUUGUGAUUGAAUCACCUCAGAAAGAAAAGAGUUUUGUCAAUGUCGGAUUCCAAAAUGAUAUUGAAAUUGAUAAAGUGCUUGAACCUGGGGUGCGAUGCACAGUUCGGGUGAAUGAAAACAAGAAGUCAGGGACCGUCGUUUCACCGCUGACGCCUAGACGUGAGACCGGUGUAUAUUGGGGAUACUCUGUUCGAAUAGCAACGUCCCUUUGGGAUAUAUUCUCUGGAUGUCCAUUCAAAAAUGGAUAUGACUUAAGUAUUGGAACAUCGGAUAAAGGAGAAUCUGUGGAUACCUUUGAAAAGGAUUACAGUCAUUGUUUGAUUGUCUUCGGUGGUUUAUUUGGUAUUGAAUCGGCUUUAGGAAGCGACGGUGCUAAAAUGGAGAAUGAUCCAAAGAAACUAUUCAAUUAUUACUUAAACACAUUGCCGAACCAGGGCUCGAGAACAAUUAGAACUGAAGAAGCCGUCUUAGUCACAUUAUCAGCGUUGAGGACCAAAUUGAAGCCACAAAACCCCCCAAUGGAGUUUGUUCUGCACGAUCAAAUUGCACUUAGCAUAGAUACAUAAUGUUAUUUAUAUUCCUUUUUAGUUGAAAAUGUUACUAUAUUUUGUCCUAUAAGUAUCGUUGAUCUAUAACGCCGUCUAUCCAAUAAAUAAUU